AUGACAGGUUGGUUAACAGACAACCGAAGAAGAGAUGCAUAUUUUGGCGGCAAAUUGAAAGCUUUAAAAAGUGACAGGAAGUUGUACGAAGCCAAUAAACAGUCAAGCGAGGCUAUAAAUAAUGAUAAGUCGAACAUAGUCAGAACGAUUGACGACGACAACGAGUUGAUUGAAAUUAUUAAUAACUUCAAUCAGAAACACCGUCAAAUUUAG
Messenger RNA from Paraglomus occultum, 213 nucleotides. The record is from the annotation of a GenBank genome assembly. NCBI's taxonomy places the organism in Eukaryota, Fungi, Glomeromycota, Glomeromycetes, Paraglomerales, Paraglomeraceae.